AUGCUGACCCUGCACUGCUGGAUAUGUCUCUCCUUCCAGGAGAAGGUCCUGGAGCUGGCAAAACCCCAGCUGGCCCUGGUUCCUCUUGGCUACAGCAUGACCCUGCUGCUGUGGGACCCCCAUGGCCCUGGGACACAGCUGCCCUUCCAGAGUGUCAUCUGGCAGGUGAUCGACACCAUCUUCCAAGAACUGGAGGCCUUGGGGGAUGGCACACAGAGCCUGCAGAUGGUCAGUCUGGUCCAGGUCAGCACCCAUGACAAAGCCUGGGACCUGAUCCAUCCCGAUGGCCGAGCCCUGCAAAUGCUGGAUGUGGCCCCCCUGGGCCUGAUGGUGGAGGAGGCAACAGAAGAGGCUGUGCCCGAUGCCCAGGCUGCCAUCAGUGCCUAUGCCAGGGGGCUGGCUGCCAUCCCAGUGUUGUUCCAGGGCUGUGCUCAGCAGCCCCUCGCAGAUGGGUGCUCAGCUGUUCAGGGGGCCGGCAGCCUCUUCACUCUCACCGUGGAGCGAGAGCUGGAGGGCGGCAGGCGCCAGCGCUCAGCCCUCAGGAUCCUGGUGUCCCCAGGGGCCCCCGGGCCCUGCCCCAGGCUGGAGUCCAGGGAACCUGGUGCUGUCUGCCUGCCCUGGGUCGUGGAGCGGCUGCUGGAGGGGAACAGCCUGACCUUCCUGCUGCUGUGUGUGUCACUGCCAGACACCUCCAGAGAGGAGAUUCUGGCAGCUCUGGGACUGGCUGAGCGGGUGAAGGGGCUGGCCAAGACCAUCUCUGCCACACUCUGGGAUCCUGAGGAGGAGAUCUCAGCGCGCCGGAGGGAGAUCCGAGGGCUGCGGGUGGAGCUGCUGGCUGGAUCCCGCCGCCCUGAGCAGAGGACAGCUGUGGCCCAGCUGCAGAGAGCGCUGAGGGAGCUGCAGCGGGACACAGAGCGCUGGCAGCGGGAGGUGACCGCGCUGGGCCUGAGCCUGGAGGCAGCGCUGCGGGAGCGGGAGGCGGCCGAGUGGGAGCUGGAGGCUCUGCUGCGCAAUCACCAGCAGGAGAUGCAGGCCUGCAGACAGCACCUGCUGCAGGUGCUCCGGGACCAGCAGCGCCUGGCAGAGGAGCAGCGGGAUGCCCUGGAGCGCCGGCACCGGGCGCUGCUGCACGAGGCGCUCCGGGACGCCGUGGAACUCGCCGAGCACAACCAGCAGCUCUGGCACGGCCGACAGGCAGGCACGGCCGAUGGCAGCACACAGACCCCCUGAGCCACGCCCAGGGCGUGGGCACCCCUCCCUGCACCGAGCCACCAGCGAUGCCAGGAGCCCGGCCAGCCCGUCACGAGUUAUACCACGCACAGCCUGCUCCGGCUGCUGCUCCCGAGGGAAAACCCUGCUCGCUGCUGGGAACCUGCCUGUGGGAGCACAGGCUCAGCCUGGUGGGAGGGCUGGCAGCCCCCA
Molecule: messenger RNA, 1422 nt
Organism: Ficedula albicollis (Collared flycatcher)
Lineage: Eukaryota; Metazoa; Chordata; Aves; Passeriformes; Muscicapidae
Exons: 9
Coding region: 1-1230 (409 amino acids)
Source: RefSeq, a predicted model, not a curated record